Molecule: messenger RNA, 207 nt
Organism: Sparassis crispa
Lineage: Eukaryota; Fungi; Basidiomycota; Agaricomycetes; Polyporales; Sparassidaceae
Exons: 1
Coding region: 1-207 (68 amino acids)
Source: RefSeq, a predicted model, not a curated record
AUGAACCACGUUCUUGUGAUUCUGGAGGCUGAAGCGUGCCGACACCCUUGCGCCAUUCCUCAUGUCGGGACAUCCGACUGUGUCGCCGAUCGUAACCGUAAUUUUGCCGCGACGCCUCCGUUCAAGGUUGCCAGCAUUAGUCCUUCUGCGCCUCAGGAUAUCCAACAUAGCGGCGACUGCGUCGAGGAUAUGGGGCCAUUGUCAUGA